Adineta steineri is the source of this 2178-nucleotide messenger RNA. Lineage: Eukaryota; Metazoa; Rotifera; Eurotatoria; Adinetida; Adinetidae. The record is from the annotation of a GenBank genome assembly.
AUGGAAUCAUUUUUUCGUCAUAUGUCAUCAAUUGUUCGAAAAAAUAGUAAAUUUAGUAAUCCUGAUGAAGAUGAACAAGAAAUUCAUGAUGAUUAUAAUGCACAAUUAAGAUAUCUUCGUGAAAUGCAAGAACGUCGACGUUCGGCACCUGACAUUCGUCGACAUAACAAUUCAAUGUCUAGAAUGUCAAUACAUUCAGAAGAAAAUAGUGAAUUAUUCCCUCAAAUGAACUCAGAAAGGUCAACAACGCAAAUUGAUUCUAUACUCUCUACGCCAAAUCAAUACAAUCCACCACAGGCACAAUCUAUGGCUAAAUUGGGUUCGUUUUUUCGCCGUUUGUUUACUCCGAAUACUGCUGAUGAUGCUAAUUUAUCAUCAUCAUCAUCUUCAGCAUUAACAACAGAAUCUCACAAAAAUGUAUUUAUCAUGCCACCCUUAUCGUCAUCCAAUUUAACAACUUCGAAAAUAACUUCACUGACUACUCGAUCAUGUACAGUAUCACCUCGAUCAUCACCACAGCCAGUUUUGAAACAAACAACAAUAAAUGCUGAUCAAAUUAAUUCAACGCCUAACUCAAAUUUUCUUUCAUCCGAUAUCAUUAAAAGCAAUGUUCGUCGACUUAGUGCACCACUUCUUAUUCAAACAUCAACUAAUUAUUAUCCACAAUAUUCAUCGACAAUUGUAAAUGAAAAUACUACAGCAGCAUUAGUAUCUUCAUUACAACGUCUCUCAUUUUCAUCUUCACCAGCAACGAUUGAAAAUCAUAAUAGCAGUCUUCUUAGUUUGGGUAGUAACGGUGGCGGUACCCCAGCAAGCCCAUUAUCACGUCCCGAGGUGCGUUCAGCAUCUUUCAAUUUAACACCGUCAUCUAGUUCAGUUAGCAACAAUCUAGGAAACAAUAUUUCAUCAGCAUCUGGCACACCGCCGACACAGUUUGUCAUCGGACCAAAAUCCUCAUCAACACGCGUUAGUAUUCAUUCCAAUAGUUCACCAGUACAUAAUAGUGUUAUGAAAGAUAUUUCACCAACAGGUGAAACUAUAACAAAUAUCCAAUCAGAUAGAAAAAUGUCAUUACCAGCAAGAGGACGACGUCCAUCGAUGUUUGAUCCAAUUGAUCCAAAAGAAUUACAGCAAGCUUUAUAUGCUUCAGCUGCCGCUAAAGCUUGUAUACCAUUGAAAUCAGAAGAUGAAAUCGAUCCAAAUCGAGCUAUUUCACAUAUUAAACUUCUAUAUGAUCGUGAUGGUGAACAUGUUUAUAUUGAUAGUUUAUCUUUUGAAAACAUGCAAAUGCUUGAUUCAUUUAUUAAUAAUAAUAAUCAAAAUAAUAAUAAUAAUAAUAAUAAUAAUAUGAAUUCUUCAUCUACAAAUACUAAUGGAAAUAAUCAUGAUUUUAUACCAUUUUAUUGCCGUUUUCGAUUAUGUCCUGAAAAACGUAGUUUAUUCCAAACUGAAGUUGUUCGUUAUCCACGUUCUCAAUCAUUUUUUUUAUUUGAUUUAAAACAAUUAAAUGAUUUUGAAUUAUCCUAUGAACAAUUAAAUAAUCAUUCGAUUGAAAUACUUUUUUAUAAAGUUGGAACAGCAAAACCAUCAUAUAAAGAUAUUCGUAUAGCUACAGUUAAAUAUGAUCUUGAAGGAUUAAUUGAAACUGAUGAAAUUUCACUUAAAAAACCAUUGGAAGAAUGUGAUCCAUCAUCAUCUACGAUACAAGAUCCAGAUCUAGGUAAUUUACUUGUUUCAUUAUCGUAUUUACAAACAGCUGCUAAAUUAGCUGUUGUUGUCCUUGAAGCAAAAAGUUUACGACCACUUUCUAUUGAAAGUAAACCAUUUCCAGAAGCAUGUGUAAAAGUAACAUUAUAUGAUCGUAAUGGAAAAAAAUUGAAACGUAAAAAAACGAGCGUACAAAAAGCAUCUGAUUGUCCGACAUUUAAUGAAGAACUUGUUUUUGAAUUACGUCGUGAUAUAGCACAAGAAGUUAUGAUUGAACUACGUAUUGUACAUGAAUCAUUAUCUUAUAAAGAACAAUUAGGUUCAGUUAUAUUUGGUCCAGCUAUAAUUAAUAUGACAAAAGGAUCUAUGAAUCAAGAAAAUGCUUAUUGGUCAAUGAUUUUAUCUGGUGAAUCUCUUAGUGCACAAUGGCAAAUAUUAAAAUCACCUAUACGAAUCGAAGAAUCGAAGUGA